GUCGGGAUGUUCCACUCUGAAGAUAAGGUCCAAUAAGUAACAGAGAUAAAGCGAGUCUACAAUAACAGUCCUUCUUGUCUUACCCUAUUUAGACUUUUAUCAGCUUCAAUUGUAAGAUGUUCCGUGUGAUUUUACAUGUUGCAGCUUUAUGCUUUAUAGCUGAAGCUAUUCCCCGGGAUAAACGCUUCCUUAUGAUGUUCGGCCACCAGUUCAAUAAUCCCGGAGAUAUGUCUAAUGAGUUUUCCGGAAACACAGGAGGAAGUAGCAAUGCCGGAAACAGUGCUGUAAGCAGCGGUACUUCCGGUUCACAAAACAUAAACGGUGUACCUGGAGAUGCAACACAUUACCUUGAUAAUACACAUAACUAUUACCACGUUAUCUCUGGUGGACACGCUGGUUAUGUUCAGCACGCCGGAAACAAUGGACCAGAAUUUUCAUCCCAGAGUGCAUCAACUGGUCACGGCACGGACCAUUUACCGGGGAAAUGUCCAUGGAUCGGCUGUUCCCCUGUCUGUCAGGAUAUCGACAGUGUGACGGGCUGUAUUGUCUGUAUAACAGGAUGUUCCUCUUCUUCAUCUGCUGUUAAUGCAAACGGAGGAUCCGGAACAUCGUUGAAUACCGGAAGUGGUACAAAUGCCGGUUCCGGACAAAUCACUGGAGGAAGCGCAUCACAAAUAGGGACAGGUACUGGACAAACGAGUGGGGUAACAAAUAGCCCCAACACCGGAAGCGUAAAUCAAAAUGGAGUAGGAAAUACAACCACCACCGGAAGUAUUAAUCAAAAUGGAGUAGGAAAUACAACCAACACCGGAAGUGUUAAUCAAAACGGAGUAGGAAAUACAACCAACACCGGAAGUGUUAAUCAAAACGGAGGAGGAACAACAGCUAAGACGAGCAGUGCUACUCCGACAUGUCGUCCAUUUCCGGUCAACUGUCCCCGGGGGAGUGCUGUGAUCAUCAAUGGCUGUCCGGAAUGCAAUGUUCAAACUACAACAGUCAGUCCCACCGUACAUCGGGCCACCUGUCCGCCUACCCGCUGUGUCGCGCCGUGUAACAAAGGAGUCACAUUAGACCCCACGACCGGAUGUCCCGUAUGUGUUUGUUAUACGGGAUAACGGCUGAAGACAAUUUUGAUUGGUUUAUAUUUGAACCACCUUAUACUCAAUACAUUUCAUUCAUGCAUACAAA
Messenger RNA from Pecten maximus, 1188 nucleotides. RefSeq names its product cell wall protein IFF6-like. The transcript is spliced from 6 exons. NCBI's taxonomy places the organism in Eukaryota, Metazoa, Mollusca, Bivalvia, Pectinida, Pectinidae. The record is from RefSeq and is a predicted model, not a curated record. The coding region runs from base 117 to 1115 and encodes 332 amino acids.